This is a messenger RNA of Oncorhynchus mykiss (rainbow trout), 11828 nucleotides long. Lineage: Eukaryota; Metazoa; Chordata; Actinopteri; Salmoniformes; Salmonidae. The record is from RefSeq and is a predicted model, not a curated record.
UGGAGUAGGGUUGAAAUGGCUCUCCUGUGGAGUAGGGUUGAAAUGGCUCUCCUGUGGAGUAGGGUUGACAUGGCUCUCCUGUGGAGUAGGCAAACGCAGCGUUCCAUUGGAAAAUAAUGUACUUCCGGUGUACCUAAACGCAAUGACACUGUCGGUAUGAUCGAGAUGUCAGGUUGUCAACAACUGUUACCACAAGAUAGAGCUCUAGGCCUACUCCAUCUAGCAACGGUAGAAAAGUAAACAAACCAGAUCAUCAGAAUCUCAGCACAGGAGUUUGACGUCAACAGCCCUCAUCGAUUGUUCCUAUUGAAAUUCGACACGGGCUAUGCAUAUUCAUGAGGUUAUCAUCUUACUCUCCAUUCAAUUACAGGCGGUUGACGGUCAACACCCCUCAUUGAAUAUUCAAGUCAGUAUUCAAAUACCGAGAUGUAUCCACCAAUCGAAAGAGAGGAAUAGGCGGGAGUUUAACAGACUGCUGUCCCGCUCUGUGGACAACGAAUCCCAUUGUUAGGGCGGAGACAUAAGCAUCUCGUUAUUAUAUCCAGUAUCUCUGGGGUGUAUUCAUUACGUCUUGCAACGGAAACCGUUAAACGUUUAAGAAGCAAACGGAAGCGAACAGAGCAAACGCAAUGAAAGGUGGAGGGACCUAACUGAAUUUGUCCAGUAGAAACUUUCGUUUCUGUUGAAAAAUGAUUUGCAACAAAGGCAAAACAAUUCGGAACAAUUCAGAACUUUUUGCAACAGGCGCAACGUUUUGCAACAGAAUAGACGUAAUGAAUACACCCGUGGUAUAGCCUAUCUUGCGCGAAGCUCUCUUUUAACCUUUGAACUGCAAGCGAAAUCAGCUGAUUUCGUCACAUGACAUAGCUCUCUAGCUUGGACACUGUGCGCUAAGCAUAACAAUUCGGAAGAGGGAAAAAAUAACAGUGAAAUAUUAUAAAAAAGGAAUACAUUCACAUCGAUAGAAAGUAAGUCAAUCUCCUGGCUAUUACUCCUCCCCUGCCAUGCCGUGAAAGACUGGGGUGGUGAACCCUUGACCCUGAGGUGACCAGACUGUGAUUAAACCGGAGGAGGAGGAGGAGAAGACGGACAUGCACCCGUACGGCUGCGAGGCAGAGACCUCCCUACAGGAGCUGUUUGAUUUCUUCACUUGGUGUCUGCAGAAUGCAGAGUGGGAACUGGCUGGAGCCUGUGUGCCUCAGCUGUGUGACGCUGGAGGAGAAGUGUCACAACGACUACGGGACAUCAUCAAGGCCAUCAUCACCUACCCUUACCCGCUAGAAUGGGAGAGUGUGGGCAGCCCUCACAAACUGGCCUGGCUUUGGCUUCAAGUCCUGGAGAAAUGGACCAAGGAAGAGGUUUCUGUUUCAGUCAGGAGAGAACUAGAGUUCCUGCUGCUUCUAGAGGAGCUAGGAGACGAGGUGCCAGAGACAACGCUCAAGGAACUCCACCAGGCCUUCCUAACCACCCAGUCGGAGGAGAGAAAGGGAUCAGGGGUCCCAGGGGUAUCACCAGGGGCGGGCGAUGCUCAGAGUCCAGGGAUAGAGACCUGUCUCGAGGCCUUGUUGGACCAGAAGAGACCCAGAGUGGCCCAGGCUCUGGUUAGCUUCCUGGAGGACCACCCCAGGAGUGUUAACACAGGGAACCACAUCCUACAGGACACAUUCAUCAGAUACCUGAUGGAGAGAGUGGAGCAUCUUGGUCCAGGCUCAGAGAAGACGGAGGGCUGGGCGGAGGAGAUGUGUGUGGUCCUAGCCCUGAUGCCCCUGAGGUCGGAGCGAGGUGGAGGAGGCGGGGUGGAGGCCCUGUGUGAGGCCCUGUGGAGGGCCAGACACGGGCCCCUGAGAGAAGAGAGGGUCCUGAGCUCCUUGCUACGACCUCACUGCCACACCUUGCUCUCCCAUUACUGCUCUACAGCACUCAGGCUGCACAGAGACCGACUACUGAGAGAGACUCCCAGCACCCAGGUGGAUCUUCCUGAAGCGGAGAAGUUACUGCUGGGCUUGUGUUGUCAUGGGGACCGGCCUUCCGUCUGGAAAACCAUUUACUUUGAGUGCCUUAGCAGCGGCAAGCACUUCCUUGAACGGGUCCUGGUGACUGCUCUGGACCUGGUGAAGAGGGAGGAGUUCUGUAGGCUAGAGGACCUGCUGAAGGGGGAGUUCCAGCCUCUGUCUCGCCUCCUGCUACUCCUGGGGUGGACCCAGUGCCAAAGCCUGCUCUCAGCUCAGACCCUGCUACGCCUCCUACACCACGACCAGGCGCUGGCCAACGACUCUGUUCUGAGAGAGUUUGCCAACGGUCUGUCUUCUCAAUUGAGAGUGCUGGAGUGGUGUGUUGAGAACAACCCAGGGAUCCCCAAGGAGGCGUUGCUUGGCCAGCUGCACACACUGGACAGUCACUCAGCCUUGUACGUCCUUCACUGUCUCACCCCUCUGGCCCAGAAUGAGGAACACAUGGUACUGGACCUGCUGAAUACACAGACCAAAUCUAGCGGAGCAGAUGAGUUCAGUGUGGUGGUAGACAGCCCCAGUCCUAUGGUCCAGAGAAAUCUGGUUCUGUACAGGGGGUUCUGCGCUAUGAAAUACGCCCUGUACGCCAUGUGUAUCACCGCUCACAAGUACAGUGGCUGCUCCGACUGUGGCACCGCGCAGUCCACACCUGAGGCUGAGAAGGACCAGAGCCAGGCCUCAACCCCGCUCCAAGACUGUCCUCCCCUGUUCCAGCUCUACCUGUCUGAGUGUCAGAUCUACCUGGAGGCAGUACCUGCUAUGUUCCGUCUGGAACUACUGGAGAACAUCUUCUCUCUGCUCUUCCUGUCCAUCGCCGAUUUUACCCUCCACAACCAUCAGGGGGCGACGACGAGCACAGGCCAGACAGAACACUCCGAAGGGAAGAACAGAAAAGGACAACAGGAAGGGAAGAAGAGAGGAGACGGACAGGAGGAGAAAGAAAGCUCGAACAAAGCCGAAGUAGUUGGAAGAGGAGAAGAGGAUCAAGGCAAAAUGACAAAAGAGAACCAUCACCAACCUCCCAACUUCCCCUUCUCAGCGUCCCAACGGAGUCACCUUGAUCUGGGCCACUUGACGGCAGGCUGCAGGGGCUUCCUAGUGGACCUCGGGGCCAUGGAGGGGUUCCUGCGGCUGCUGAGAGAGAGUCUGGAAGGGGUGGUGGUAGUGGGUCAACGGGCGGGGCAGGAGGAGGGCAGGGCUCUGGCCGGGGAGGCAGAGGCGGCAGAGAGUCUGGGCUGCUCUGUGACGGCAGAGACUUUCGGGGCCCGGCUGCAGAGACUGUCCAAGAGGACGGCCGAAGCCCAGUGGAGACUUCAGAUUAUCACUUCUAACCAGGACAGCGGCAACGUCUCAGACCCCCCCACCCAGCCCCAGGCGUCUCCAGCAGCCAGUCCUGCCUCCUGUCUAAAAGGAAGAAGCAGCAGUACUGGGGUCAGGAGGAGGAAAAGGCCUAGACGACAACACUCUGACAGACAACCCUCCACAGAGAUACACAAGGGAGAGGUCAGCGCCAGCCCCUCAGAUGGAAGUGGAGGAGCCGGGCGGUCGGAGUGGGAGGUGUGCCCCUGUGGAAGUAUGGGUAGCUGGGUAGUUCCGGCCAUGCUGUCUCCACCUGAGUCCCUGCUCAUGGCCUGCAUCCGCCGAGGAAACUACAUGGAAGCACACCAGGUGUCUCUGAUGUUUGGCCUGGAGGGGUCAUGGUGCUUUGGGGAACUGGUCUUCAUGGAGCGUUACCGGGAAGUCCUGGAGGAGCUGGGUCGCGUGGAGCAGAAGAUGGAGACCCACUCUUUAUCUUCAUCCUCCUCUUCCUCAGAGGGCCUGGGAGCGACGGCCGUGGCGCCCGCCCCGGGGCGUAGUCGCCUGGGAAGUAGUGGGCGCUCCACCCUGCAGGCCAUCGGGAGUGCUGCCGCUGCAGGCAUGGCUUUCUAUUCCGUCUCUGACGUGGCAGACCGUCUCCUUUCCACCCCUGGUCGCCCCGUUCCGUCCCUGGAGGAGGGCUACUGGCUGGGCCGCUGUGUCCUGGACCCCCCAGGGACAGGCCUCCUGCACACCCUCCUGGAGGAGCUCAGCCCCCCUGCCAUGGCUGCCUUCGACCUGGCCUGCUGUCACUGCCAGCUGUGGAAGACCUCCAGACAGCUGCUGGACACAGCAGAGAGACGGCUACACAGCAGUCUGGAGGGAAGAGGACUGAGGGUGGAACCCAAGGUGAAACACUCUGAGGGUAUCCGAGGGUUUCCUGCGAUGCUCCAACAGAUGGGGAAGAUCCUCAACCACACAGCCAGUCAUAGUGGCAACAAGGGCCCCGCCAAGACAGAAUCCAUUGUGGAGGACCACGUUGUGUCCAGUCCUUUAGGCUGCUGUAUACAGGAAGUGUUGCUGUGCUGCCACCCUGUGCUGAGUGAGGAGGGCAUCGCUACCCGACUGAGCCUGGCACAGCACCUAGAGAUCACCUUGCUGACCCUGUCCACCGCUACAGAAACCGCAGUGGAGAGUCCUGCUGGUGCCCUCCUAACAGCCCUGGUAGAGCAGGCCAGUCUGAAACAGUCGGAGUUGGAAUCCCACCCGGUGCGUUCCUCCAUGAAGCAGCUGCUGCGGUCGAUGGACCAGCUGUGUCCCUUCGAGCCCCAGGGCUCCCCUUGCAGGCCAGACUACAUGAGGAGCUUCGUGGACUACGUCAACACGCUGGCUUCGGUGUUAAUACGCAGCCUGGGAUCUGAAGACCAAAACAGUGAGGUGAAGUUGGGGAAUCCACUCCUGGUUCUCCUCCAGGCCCCAUCUCAGCUGCUCUCUCACCUGCUGUUUGAUAGACAGGUGGCUCCUGACAGAGUUUUGUCUCUGUUGCAGCAGGAGGGUCUGCGUCUGAGUGUCCAGCAGGUGAUCGUGCAGCGCUGCUGUGAGGCUCUGCCUUUGUGGGACUGGUGCCCCGAACCAGAGAGGGAAGCUAGCUCCAGGGGAGAGGCUGGUUCUGGGGGAGAGGCUGGUUCUGGGGGAGAGGCUGGUUCUGGGGGAGAGGCUGGGCAAGGACAGACCGGACCAGGGGAAGGGGUGUUUAGGACUGCCAGCCUGGCAGCCCUGCUACAGCUACAGACUCAGGAACACAUGUCAAUGCUGGGCAUCACUGAGCCACAGUCCCAGUCCCCCAGCUCUGAAUCUGGAGCCUCUCCCUCGCUGGAGGACCUCCGAGCAACUACACCUCCCGUCCUCAUCUUGUCCUCUUCUCUUUCACCUCCACGACCAACUUCCUCUUCCUCCUCUUUUCUCCUCACACCAUCAGCCCUGUCUUUCCUCAAAUCCCGCUCCCCUCUCCUGGCCACCGUUGCCUGUCUAAGUGCCAGUCCACGAGGUGCUGCCCGGGUACAGCCGUCCGGUUGGCUGGUGUUCCGGGGCGGGGGGCGUAAAGAGUGUGUGCUGGACGGGGAGCAGAUCUCCAGGGAGGGGGAAAGCCUGCUUAGAGACUUCCCCAUCCUGAGGGCCUACCUGGGGGCCAUGGUUCAGCCCGUCCUGGGUACUUCGCCGGGGGCUGGGGAGGAUGGAGCCGGUGGCGGAGAUGCUGGAGGUCUUGGGGCAGCCCUAUGUGGGAAGCCCCUGGUGGUUUUACUCCUGUCGGGCCCUCAGGGGACACCUGCCCAGGCUGUGGUUAUGGAAGCCUUCCAGCAGGCCCUGGCCUCUCGGGACCUGGGCAGGGCUCUGAGCCUGCUGGAGCUGUAUGGACAGGGCUGCAGCCAGGAGAGGGUGCUCCGAGACAGACUACUAGCCUGGGCUGCUCUGGAGGAUGGCGAAGACAGCAUAGGCCAGUUGUUCAGAGUACAGGACCCAUGUCUGAGGGCCCGUGUGGCCUUACAGGCCCUGGAGCGCUGGCCCCUCGGGCCCUCUCUGGAGCUGAUGGAGUUCUGCCUCAACAACCCCCACAUGGAGGCCUCUCUCAGGGGAGAGCUGGAGCUCAGGAAGACGGAGCUGGACAUCUACCAACGGAUGUUGAACCUGCUGCCUUCGUUGCCGUGGGCCACCUGGCAGGAGCUGAGGACAGAGUCCAGGAGAGACCCUGAGUCCAUGUUUUCUAGGAUGUUGGAAGCCAGGGAGUUUUCUCUGUGUGCCCAGUGGAUGGCGCUGUACUCUGUGUCAGACCAGCUCAGAUUACAGCUGCAGACUGAACACCUGCUACACCUGCUGGAGAAAGGACAGACUGACAACGCUUUCCAGCUGCUGGAGGGCCUAUCAGACUUAACCUUGGGUCUGGAGGUGUGUGAGCGCGCUCUGGACCGCCGGCCCGGAUUGGCUGCCUGCCACUUCCUGGCUAACUACCUCACUCUCCACUUCCAGUGCCAAGUAUCCCCCGCCCGCCGACGCCACAUCCACGACCUUCACCUGGGAUCCAAGGUCCUCCUCACCCUCCCCCCUGGCGCCAGACAGGACUACUUCCCCCUCCUCUCCGAGCCACUAUUAAUGCUGGAACAGCUCCUGAUGAACCUGAAGGUGGACUGGGCUGAAGUGGCGGUGAGGACGUUACAGAACCUACUAUUAGGCCGGGAGGACGGCUUCACCACCCACGACAUAGACAAACUACUCUCCAACUACGCCUGCAAGGCCCUGGACUUCCCCUACGCACCCAGGGAGAAGUCUCGCUCCGAUUCUGUGAUCAGUCUCCAGGAUGACCAGUGUCCAGCCCAGGACAGCUGUCCAUCCACCCCCUCUAGGAUGGGAACACCUCCACCUACUGCAGGUAGUACCCCCAUGCACACCUCGUCCUCCAGCAGUUCCCUGGACAGAGGGUCGACCGGCAGGAGAAUCCAGCGCUCCCCCGAUCAGUUCCAGCCCCCAGACAGAGCCCCGGUUCGUAAGGACUGGGUCCCAGACAACCAGCAGCAUGUCUGCAUGGUCUGCCAGCGAGAACGCUUCACCAUGUUCAACAGGCGUCACCACUGCAGGAGGUGUGGUCGUCUGGUGUGCCAUGCCUGCUCCGACCACAAGAUGGCGGUAGAGGGCUGCACUGAGGAGGAGAAGGAAGUGCGUGUGUGUGACCAGUGUUACAGCCACUUCCAUCCAGAUUCUGAUGACACGCUGGAACAAGCUGAAGUUGCAGGUAGUCCUAUGUCAACAGAGGGAGUGUUAGAUUCAAUGCUUCACCUGCCAGAGGUCACUCACCGUCAGUUUCACCUCAGCACCAACCCUACAGACAACCUGCAACUACAGACAGAGUUCUACUAUGAACAGGCUCCCAGUGCGUCUCUAUGUGUGGCCAUCCUGUCCCUCCAUAGCGACCAGACAGCCUGUGGACACCAGCUAAUUGGACACUGCCGCUCACUGUCCCGUAAACUAACCAAUCCCGAGGUUGACGCCCGCCUCCUCACCGACGUCAUGCGCCAGCUUCUGUUCAGCGCCAAACUGAUGUUCGUCAAGGUGGGCCGCAGCCAGGACCUGGCCCUGUGUGACAGCUACAUCAGUAAAGUAGACGUCCUGAAGAUCCUGGUAACGGCCAACUACAAGUACAUCCCCUGUCUGGAUGACAUCCUGGAGACGGCUGCUGUCACACGGCUACGCAACCAGCUACUGGAGGCAGAGUACUACCAGCUAGCUGUGGAGGUGUCCACUAAGAGUGGUCUGGACCCAGGCGGUGUGUGGCAGGCGUGGGGAAUGGCCUCCCUCAAGGCAGGGAACUUGACUGUUGCUAGGGAGAAGUUAUGUCGCUGUCUGAAAGCUCCGGUGGACAGAAACCAGCUCAACCUGGGUCCUCGGCUGCUGCAGGAGAUAGUCUCUCAUCUGGAGAGCACCGUCAGAUCCACGCUGGCCACGUCUUUCAGCGAGGACAUCCUGUGGUCUCUGAGGGAGCUUGAGGAAGCUCUUUGUGAGCCUGGAGGAUCAGUGGACUGGCCAGAGGGGGUUCAGGGUCAGGGCAACAGCCUAUAUCAAGAGAGUUUGUACUACCUGUCCAGCUACGGGACUCACCUGGCCCUGGUCUCCUUCCUGAUGAGACACGACAACAUGAAGGACGCCCUGCAGCACCUACUCAGCAAGGAAUGUCCAGAGGAGGUGUUCCUGGAGGGCGUAUUGCAGCCUAGUCUGGAGAGGGGUCGUCUGGGGAUGCUGCAGGGGUUACUGGAGACCCUAGAUCCAGGCCUGGAGGUCUGUAGCCGAUACCUCCUCUCCUCCUGUCAACUGCUGCAGCGACGGGGACACUUCCACACACUAUACCAGCUACAGCAGUUCAUGAUGGACCACGUACGAGCGGCCAUGACGUGUAUCCGGUUCUUCACCCACGGUGUCGUGUCCUACGUACAGCUGGGAGACCAGCGGAGAUGGCUGGUUCGGGCCAAGGAGCACCUCAGAACCUACCUUCAGGAGCAACAGGGAACACGUACCAACAGCACUAACAGGAAGAAGAGCACCUCUAACUCCUUCAGAAAGAAGAUGUCUUCUAGUGAUGUGUCCAGACACAUGAACACGAUAGAGCUCCAGCUGGAGGUGACUCGGUUCCUGCAUCACUGUGAAACAUCCAGCUCCGCCCUCACCCCCUCUGCCUCCUCCAGCACUCCUCCCACUCUGUUCGGCCCCAGCGCUAUGAAGAUCGAUGUAGCCUGCAAGGUGAUGUUGGGAGGAAAGAACAUCGAAGAGGGGUUUGGUAUCGCAUACCGAGUCAUACAGGACUUCCAGCUGGAAGCCUUGACGGUAUACGUGCGUGCGGGCCAGAGGCUUGUGCGCCAGCGUCAGUACCGGGCCGUGCGCCAGCUGCUGAAGUGCGUGGGCGAGUCGGGCACCGCCACCAAGAACGACUGUGAUGUCAUCAUACUCAGCUGCGUCUCCAUCGCAGAUAAGGGCCCCACAGACGCCAAGGAGUUGGAGUGUCUCAUUCUGGAGACAAAGAGCACAGAGAACAAGAUUAAGGCCUACCUGCAGGUGAGUAAACUGCGAGCGGCCUAUCUCCUAGCUGUAAAGCUGGAUACAACCAGGGCCGGGCCGCUGGUUCAGGAAGUCCUCCAGACAGCGGAGGGCGUCGGAGACUCUGUCAUGCAGGACAUCUGUUGCCAGUGGCUGUCUGAGCACAAGGACAGGGACAGAAAGACGCCGCCUCCUACAAAACAAGGCCGACCCAACGCCAAGUAAACCCACGAGGGAGAGGGGAUCAUGGGCCGUGUUCGUUACGCACCAAACGGACUGAACCAGGAAGGGACUACCAGGCCUCGUCUAAUCAGAAAUGCUCGUUUUAGUUCUCUGUUGCAAAAAAAAAAAAACUAUAACAACAUUUUCUAUUUGUUGUGUGCCCCUAAUGAACACGACCCGGGCGUAACCGUUGUUCUGGAGACACCUAGUUCAGGCUACAAGAUGGGGAACCAGACAUCAUCAGGGAAUAACAGAUCGCACUUCAACUAGAAACGCCACGAGUGGAACAAGAAGACACCUUGCCUGGACUCUGUGACUGACUUCCUCUUCCUCACUGAAAGUAGUGAAACACCGUUGUGCCGACUGUCUCAUCUGGAGGGUUGACUGACUACAGCCAGACAACACUGUCUCUCUCUCUCUCAUCUGGAGGGUUGACUGAUGACAGCCAGACAACACUCUCUCUCAUCUGGAGGGUUGACUGACUACAGCCAGACAACACUGUCUCUCUCUCUCUCCUCUGGAGAGUUGACUGACUACAGCCAGACAACACUCUCUCUCAUCUGGAGAGUUGACUGACUACAGCCAGACAACACUCUCUCUCAUCUGGAGAGUUGACUGACUACAGCCAGACAACACUCUCUCUCAUCUGGAGAGUUGACUGACUACAGCCAGACAACACUCUCUCUCAUCUGGAGGGUUGACUGACUAUAGCCAGACAACACUGUCUCUCUCUCUCACUCUCUCAUCUGGAGAGUUGCCUGACUAUAGCCAGACAACACUGUCUCUCUCUCUCUCUCAUCUGGAGAGUUGCCUGACUAUAGCCAGACAACACUGUCUCUCUCUCUCUCAUCUGGAGAGUUGCCUGACUAUAGCCAGACAACACUGUCUCUCUCUCUCUCAUCUGGAGAGUUGCCUGACGACAGCCAGACAACACUGGGAUGAAUCUAACCACGCUGAAUUGUGAGUUGUUGACCACUUUAUCUAGUAAAACUGACAUCUGGGAUAAGCACAGAAGAUACACAUACCAGAGUAAUAUCACAAGCAGUAGUGGUGUACCAUAGUUCUUGAGUUGUAUCUCCUACCUCAGUUAAAAAGGGAUCUAUCUUUUGUUUUCACCAACCUUCAAGCCUAGUAAUAUAUUUCUUUGUGACAAAAUAAACAACUUGCCGUAAUGUAAAUAAUUCCUAACCCCCCCCCCCAUUUUUUUACAAUUUUUUUUCUUCUCUUUGUCGUUAGUUAGAAAGAAUGUAAAGACGAAAACAAGUGUUGGUAUUACAAGCCUGUCAAGAUCUUUAAAGAAGAUUAUAUAUAUAUAUAUAUAUAUAUAUACACACACACAAGUGUAGAUUAUAUUGAUGAUUUAAGAGUUUCUGCACUUUUUUGAAAGUCAAAGGAGUGGGGUUUUCAUUAGAAGGGGAUGUCUGUUACUGUCUAUCAUCUCGACCUGCCACUAGUCAACCCCCUUCAAAUAUCUGCCCAAGGAGCUAUUUCCUAGCCUGAAAUCCAGACCUGUUUUUUUUUUUAUUUUUGUUGCUAACAUUCCACUUCUAGUGCUCGGCAAGGACACAGAGUGGCAAGUGGAACGUCAUACACAAACGGACUGGUACCCAUGCUAGACAUUUCCUGAAUCUCUCUUGCUUUUUCCCCUCAGAGGAAAGCAACGGAACACCAAAGUCCCCGAAAGGGCUUGUAAAGAAUCACUAGAAUUAAAGAUGAGCUUUAUAUAGAAUACAAACGAACGAAAACUUGGAACGAGUUGGAUUUAGUGAGGGUCUCUCUCUCUCUCUCUCUCUCUCUCUCUCUCUCUCUCUCUCGCUCUCGCUCUCUCUCUCUCUCUCUCAGGACUUUAAACACCGUUUCGAUUCUAGAUCAUGAGAUAAAGAGGUGGUACCUUAAUGUUACAGGUCAAUAUUAGUGUCUCCUUAAAGCCUAUCAUAGCUGUCUGUUUCAUAUGUGUGUUUUUUUAUGGUAUCUGUCUUUGACCCGGGAACUACGUUGCUGUGACCAUGUUUUGUAUAUUUGUAGGUCCCAAAUGGCACCCUAUUCCCUACGGUGCACUACGAGGCCCUAGUUUAGCAGUAGUGCACUGAAUAGGGUGCCGUUUGGGACACGGACCCUUUGACCUCUGACCUCCCGUGUGUCCUAUGCGAGGGUCAGAUGUGUUUAAUGGGCCUUCUGUCGGUGUAUAAAAACGCGUACUUUAAUCAAUCGAGAGAUGUCGCAUUAGAAAAGGGAUUUUUGUUGGCCGUAUUUGUUAUAGUCAUGUUCAAUUUAACAACAUAUUCAUUGUCUAAAUGUAACUCUUUUGUUUACAUAAUUGCCCGUUUUUUUUUUUCUCACUUUAAUAGCAAUCCCAGAGAUUACACCAUAAUGUUUAUUUUUCUCACUUUAAUCCCUCAGAUUACACCGUAAUAAACAUUUUUAUUUCUCACUUUAAUCCCUCAGAUUACACAUAAUACAUUUUUUUAUUUCUCACUUUAAUCCCUCAGAUUACACCAUAAUGUUUAUUUUUCUCACUUUAAUCCCUCAGAUUACACGUAAUACAUUUUUUUAUUUCUCACUUUAAUCCCUCAGAUUACACCGUAAUAAACAUUUAUUUCUCACUUUAAUCCCUCAGAUUACACCAUGUUUAUUUCUCACUUUAAUCCCAGAGAUUACACCAUAAUGUUUAUAUUUCUCACUUUAAUCCCUCAGAUUACACGUAAUAAACAUUUUUAUUUCUCA